GCACCAACGCUGAGUGACAAUGGAGCGUUGGCAUGAUAAGGUGGCAGUAGUUACGGGAGCCAGCUCGGGUAUUGGUGCAGCCAUUGCCUUAGAAUUGGUACAACAAGGGCUACAGGUGAUUGGCUUGGCUAGAAGACUUGACAAAUUGGAAGCAAUUCGAAAUCAGCUGCCUGAGGAAAAACAAAGUCGUUUCACUCCUCUAACUUGCUACGUCUGUGAUGCAGAAUGUGUAAAUGCCACAUACAAGACAAUCAUAGAAAAAUUUGGUGGCGUGGAUGUUUUGAUAAAUUGUGCCGGUACCACAGCAUGGGGCCAAUUGCUCACCAUGGAGGUCCAGGAACUGCAACAGAUAUUACAAACAAAUGUUAUGGGCAUUGUUCAUUGCACCCAAAAGGCUUUUCAAUCGAUGAGAGAGCGCAAUGUCGCAGGUCACGUUUUUGUGAUCAACAGUGUGUUGGGUCAUAAGGUUUUCCAUAAUAAACCAUUGCCCGAUUUGAAUAUGUAUUGUCCUUCGAAAUAUGCUGUUACAGCCAUGACGGAAAUUCUAAGGCAGGAAUUCAGAGGAUUGGAUACCAAAAUUAAAAUUACAAGUAUCAGUCCUGGUUUGGUGGCUACCGAAAUGAUACCCGAACAGUUGAAAACUGCAGUGGGUGACUGCAUUCUGGAACCUAAAGAUGUUGCAGCUGCCAUAAUGUAUGCCCUUUCAACACCGCCGCAUGUGCAAGUCCAUGAAAUUAUUUUAAAGCCGCUGGGUGAAGCUGUUUAAAAAAGGGAAAAAUUGUGUGGAAUAUUAACAACCGAUCAUAUUUUAGUGAAAUCUAAAAUUUCUUCCUCAGACUAAAACUUAAAUGAAAUUUUUAACAAAAAUUUCUU
Messenger RNA from Stomoxys calcitrans (stable fly), 873 nucleotides. Its product is annotated as farnesol dehydrogenase. The record is from RefSeq and is a predicted model, not a curated record. Bases 20 to 766 code for a protein of 248 amino acids. Lineage: Eukaryota; Metazoa; Arthropoda; Insecta; Diptera; Muscidae. The transcript has 2 exons.